Messenger RNA from Trichoderma asperellum CBS 433.97, 2839 nucleotides. RefSeq lists its product as uncharacterized. Lineage: Eukaryota; Fungi; Ascomycota; Sordariomycetes; Hypocreales; Hypocreaceae. Gene Ontology annotation, cellular component: Golgi membrane; Ric1-Rgp1 guanyl-nucleotide exchange factor complex. The record is from RefSeq and is a predicted model, not a curated record. Gene Ontology annotation, biological process: retrograde transport, endosome to Golgi.
UGCUGCUUCAAUAACGGCUUUGCGGUCUCGCCCUCCAGUUGUCGCCUCCCUCCCAAUUCUUCAGCCCCUUCGGAUUCCGGCCUGAGCUGCGCGCCCCCUCCACAGGCAAGGCUAGCCACCAAGCAGCGCCGGAGAUGUCGGCUCUGCCUUGUCCUGGCCGCUGCCUCGCACUCGCCUCGCGCUGAGAGGGACCAACAAUCUCGUCACCAUGCCCGACGGCUUCAGCAACAUCCGCGUCUUCGUCCACUGGCGCGACCAGACCGUCUUCGCGGGCGAGGCGGUCCAAUGCACCGUCACCUUCCGAAACAUCGCCCCCGAGGCGAACCAAUCGCCGGCACAGGCAAACGGCCAGCAGCAGUCGCCGUCCGAGAGACAGAGGCUCGCCUCGCCGCUGCAACCUCGCGGCAAGGCGGCUGCCGCGUCGGCUCGAGGGCAUAGGCGAGCGGCUCUGUCGUUGAGCGUGCCGUCGCCCAGCUCGAGGAGUCGGCAGGGCUCGAUUCAAUGGCCUCAGCCCGUCAUUCCCGGCGAGGGCCGGCCUGGUCAUGCCCACAAGCGAUCCGUGUCUAUAGUGUCCAUCGGAUCAACCACCAGCACCAUUGAGGAGCAUACACAUUCGCCGCGAGUAGACCAUUCUCCACGAACGCCACGGCACUCUCAUAAUCGCGCAAGCAGUCUGCAAAUUUCAUCGCGGGGACCGCCUACAGUUCCCUCGACCCCCCAAUCAGGCUCCUUCUCUCAAAGAGGAAUAUCCUCUCCCCUCUUUAAUGCUUCAUAUCCCCCCGACAGAUUUGGCCGACUUCCUACUGGUUCAAAGAGUCCCCAAUCGUCAAAUGUAUCUGUGCAGCGCAGGUCAUCCAAGGCCUUGUCGAACCCCAUGCCCAUGCCUGAAUUUCGAUUCCCCGCUGCACCCCCACCAGAAUCAGAAACGGCCCCGAAUCCGCGAAAGGCAUCAGGAAAUGGUCUUUUAAGUCCAAGAACGGGACCGGUUGACGGCCCUAUCCCUGUGCGUCCAAAAGAACAGUCCCCCGUGACAGAUAAACCUCUCCUUCCCACGGCUCGCAUACUCUCCAGCACAAGCAUGGGCGGAGGAACACCCCGAAGCAGUGGUGAAUUCUACUCUAUAAGCAACAAUUCAUCCGAGACCCUGGCAUCAGAAUACGUAGGACAGCCUCUGCUCCGAGGUCCUGGGAGACCAUCGAAUCCACGCCGAGGGUCCUCUUUCUCUAUCCCCCAAUCGAAGACCGAGUCGUUGAUGAUGGGUUUUGCUCAAAUACAAGGCUCUUUCUCUCUGGACGGUUCUCUAAUUAGCCUUGCACCGUUUGAACAGGUCAAGAAAAAGGCUGUUGUUGGCGGUAGAGGUGGCGGGGUGGUCGGACUAGAAUCUGGUCGACGGGAGAAUGGCCUUUUGCGGGGAUUUGGCUGGGGCAGCAUUAGCAAUUCUCUCGGCGACUUCCUUGGAGGCGGAGAGCUAAGCACCAUCAAAGAGAUGCGUGGUGUCGCAAACUCCAAGGCCGUUCCAUUGCUGAGCACUCCGCAGUCGAUUCUCUUCGUCGACCUACAAUUGGCCCCUGGGGAGAGCCGCUCGUUCGAGUACACAUUCAAACUCCCCAGAGGGCUACCUCCUACACAUAAAGGAAAAGCUAUUAAAAUUUCAUACAGUCUAGUUAUCGGCACUCAAAGACCAGGGGGUGCUAGAGAACAACAUGUUCGGACUGUCGAGGUCCCGUUUCGUGUCCUGGGAAGCGUUAAUAAUUACGGCGAGAUUCUUGGACACGACCUCAUGAACCCAUACAUCCUACUACGGGAUGAAGCUCUAGUCAAAAUGGUUGGGAAGCAGCAGAAAGUUCAUAGACCACGAGAACAAUCCAGGCCGACUGCCGCCAUGAGCGACUUUUUAUCAUAUGUAGACGACCUGCUUGACCGACCAGCAGAUAAGGCAGGAGCGACGUUAUUGUCCCCGACGGCCACACCAGAUCUAAGGCGGAUAUCAACAUCCAGCUUCGAUGAUGCCACCCCAGCCAAGGAGGCAAUCCGCCUUGCCAUCAUGAAAAGCAAUUUGACAAAUGGACAACAGAGCGCUAAUCGGUUUGAGAUUGCGCGAAACGGGCAAAGGGUCGGCGUGGUUAUGCUUACCCGGCCUGCUUACCGUUUGGGAGAGGUCGUAACGAUGAUUAUCGAUUUUGCGGAUGCUGAUAUACCUUGCUACGCAGUUCAUGCAACCUUAGAAACAUCAGAAAAGAUAGAUUCGUCGCUGGCUGUACGAUCCGAAUCGAGCGUUCACAGGGUUACAAGGAAAGUGCACGUUGCCACUUCAGAAUCUACGCUAUUCACUCGACGGAUUGUAUUCACCCCUACGAUACCCAUCUCUGCUACUCCCGAAUUCGUCACCAGCGGGAUCAGCUUCGAAUGGAAGAUCCGGGUGGAGUUUGUUGUGCCAUCACAAGGACACGAUGCCCUGAGAGGACAGCAAACGCCAUUUCCUUUACUCGAGCAGAUUUCGAGAGACGACAAGGGAGGCCUGGUUCUCGUGGCCGUUGAGAACCUGGCGUGCGAGAGCUUUGACGUGCCGGUGCCUCUACGAGUGUACGGGGCUGUUGGGACUGGACUGGAGCGCCUGGAACGAGAUGAGGCGUCUGAGGAAGGGCUUGUGGUGUGAAAGAGGGGGGAGAUUGUGUGGUAAAUAGUAGUUGAUGAGUCUGUUUUUGAACGUGGGCCUCUUGAAAUGUAAAAUAUUGAUAUGAUUGGAAUACACCGAGACUUGUGUGCCGUAUGAGCUGCUUGAUUGUGAAAUACUGGACCUUGUGAUAUACCCGCUGGCAGAAACUAGAGUUCAAAUUCC